UUUUUGUACGGAACUAUUUAGCGGAACACCCGUUGCAGAAAGAAGCCGCGGAUUUGAUUUUACGCUGCUACCAAGCUAGCAACUAAUGUUUAGUGUACAGCUUGCUUCGUCGCUAAGAAUGACACACUUCUGAAAGUUAAAAGCGGAACUUUUUAAAAAAUUAAAAAUGAACCUUGACCGACUUAGAAAGCGGGUACGGCUGUACAUAGACCAGCAACAGUAUCAAAGUGCUCUGUUUUGGGCCGACAAGAUAGCUUCACUUUCUCAUGAGGAUCCCCAGGAUAUCUACUGGCUAGCUCAGUGCCUUUACCUCACCUCACAGUACCACAGAGCCUCCCAUGCCCUCCGUUCACGAAAACUUGACAAGUUGUACGGCGCUUGUCAGUAUCUCGCUGCUAGGUGCCAUUAUGCUGCCAAAGAGUUCCAGCAGGCCUUGGAUAUCCUGGAUGCAGAGGAGCCCGCUACAAAGAAGUUGCUGGACAGGACUGGGAAGGAGGACGGCGGGACGCCAGAGUCAGCCAAGGAUUGGGACAUGUCCCCAGCCUCAAUCAAUAGCUCUAUCUGCCUCCUGCGGGGUAAAAUCUAUGAUGCCAUGGACAACAGACCACUCGCCACCUCCAGCUACAAAGAGGCCUUGAAACUGGACGUGUACUGCUUUGAAGCCUUCGACCUUUUAACGUCCCACCACAUGUUGACUGCGCAGGAAGAGAAAGACUUCCUGGACUCGCUUCCCCUGAGUCAACAGUGCACUGAGGAAGAGGAGGAGCUGUUACACUUCCUUUUUGAGAACAAAUUAAAGAAGUAUAACAAGCCCAGUGAUUUGGUGGUGCCAGAGAUGGUGAAUGGUCUUCAGGACAACUUGGAUGUAGUGGUGUCUCUUGCUGAGAGACAUUAUUAUAAUUGUGAUUUCAAGAUGUGCUACAAACUCACAUCAAUGGUGAUGGUGAAAGACCCUUUCCACGCCAACUGUUUACCAGUCCACAUAGGAACGUUGGUGGAGCUUGGAAAAGCAAAUGAGUUGUUUUACCUCUCACACAAACUUGUAGACUUGUAUCCCAACAACCCAGUGUCCUGGUUCGCCGUUGGGUGCUACUAUCUCAUGGUCGGCCAUAAAAACGAACACGCUCGCCGGUACCUCAGCAAAGCCACCACCCUGGAGAGGACUUACGGCCCUGCGUGGAUUGCCUACGGUCAUUCAUUUGCAGUGGAGAGUGAGCACGACCAAGCCAUGGCUGCCUACUUCACCGCUGCCCAGCUGAUGAAAGGCUGUCACUUACCCAUGCUCUACAUCGGCCUGGAGUAUGGCCUGACCAACAACUCCAAGCUGGCAGAACGUUUCUUCAGCCAAGCUCUCAGCAUCGCUCCGGAGGACCCGUUUGUCAUCCAUGAGGUGGCAGUGGUCGCUUUUCAAAACGGAGACUGGAAGACAGCAGAAAAACUGUUCCUUGAUGCAAUGGAGAAGAUCAAAGCCAUAGGGAAUGAGGUUACUGUGGACAAGUGGGAGCCUCUGUUAAACAACUUGGGUCACGUGUGUCGAAAACUGAAAAAGUACGACCAGGCUCUGGAGUACCACCGACAGGCGCUGGUGCUGAUCCCUCAGCAUGCCUCCACCUAUUCUGCCAUAGGAUACGUGCACAGCCUCAUGGGUGACUUUGAAAGUGCCAUCGACUACUUUCAUACGGCACUUGGACUGAAAAGGGACGACACGUUCUCUGUGACCAUGCUUGGUCACUGCAUUGAGAUGUAUAUUGGGGACACAGAUGCCUAUAUAGGCACAGACAUCAACGACAAGGUGCGAGGCAGCUUGAACACUCCGGCCCUGAUGAAGAUGCUGAACACGUCGGAGUCGGCCGAGCUCCCCGCCACGCCGAGGCCGGAGGGCACCGGCGUCACGUCCCUGGAAACGCCGCUGUCGAAUCAGGACAAGAUGAUGCUGGAGGCGCCGCUCCGACUGUCGCUGACCCUGGAGUGCGACAUGUACGAGAGCGACAUGAUGUUAGACACCUUGUCGGACACGAGCACGUGAUCUUAUCCUGUCGGGAGGUGGAACUGUCUCAGCGACACGUUGUCAUAGGUGCACGUAUCCAAGCCCAAAGGACGACAUUCAACCCCAAAACUUCAGCAGCUGUCCUCCACCAAAGGUUUCCUGUGGAUUCCCCCCUCUUGUGCAUUGUAUGGUUGUUUCUGUAAGUGGCAAAACAUUGUGGAUGCAGUUGUGAACAUUAUGAGCCUGAGUAAGCGUGGGUGAAUUUUUAUACAGCGCCCGCUGUAUAGCAUAUUAAUUUUACAAGAAUGCACUUUAAAAAAAAAAGGGGAAUUAACAUGUGUGCCUUGGUUACGGGGGGGUUGAGUAUUUGGCUUAGCGUUGGUUUAAGCAUUGGGCCUUGGGUUGAGACGCUGGGGACAUGUGACCCUCUGACACCUGAUGGAACAGCAAACACAGCCGCACACCUCACGCCACCGCAAAGACUACAGUCGCUCCGUGCUGCCCAUGGCAGGACCGUUCAUUUUGCUUAACCUGUGGAUUUUCACUUUGAAUAAAGAGCCAGCGAAACACAAACAGGCCUGGUGGAAAAAAAAAAAAAAAACAUUUUGGUUAUUCUACAAUAAAUUGUUCAGUUAUCUUAAAAUAAUAAUAAUAAAAAUAGCACAGCUGUUUUUUGUGUAUAACACAAUCCAACUAACACAUUUUGUUUUGGAGAUUAAAACUUAUUUUUAUUCCUCUUUUUUUUCUAUUGAUAAAGUUGUUCAUAAUAAUUGAGCUAAGUUGCUUUUAACUUAAAACGGGUCUUAUUAUUGUGACACGCUAUGUACUCACAAACACGUGUUCUAGUAAACCACUUAAAGACUUGAAGAAACGAGAAGUUGUUCUGCAGCAUGGUUUGUGAUGCCUCCAUAUAUUUUGAACCUCAGCGAAAACGAUGUUUACACAUAAGAGAAGGAGCAACAUCAAACCACACAAUACUUGAAUGAAUGAUUUACAUUCAUUAUUGCUAUUAAAAGCAACUCUUACAUAACAUACAGAAAAGGAGAAGGAAAAAUAAAUGACAUCCCAUGACUGCGUCCUCUCACAUGUCAUGCUCCGGUCUAUGGGAGGAGUGAGGUAAUUGCGCCUGACGGGAAAAACGCACCUUCUUCUCCAUCCUCCUCCUCUGACUCUGUCCAUUUAUCACCGGCUCCUGUGUCCAAUGGAGAUCGGCUGUAGUAAACUCAGAAAAAAGAUGGGCUGCACUCCGUCUAAGUCAGCUGGGGUUUACACGGAUGACAGAGUCAGCCGGGACCUGGACACCAGCUCCACGUUCGUCUCCAGCCUGAAGAGCUCCGCGUCGACACCUGAGAGACCCCGGCUGUGCGUGGAGACCGGCGGCGGCAAGAAGGCGCUCCUCAGUGGUGAGUUUAAUUAAUGGAGGUGGGCGAGGGAGUAAGCAUACUGGCUAAAUUCACUUCCAGUGUCUGCUUAACUUUAUUUAUUCAUUUUAAUCAAUCCUUGUCCUAGUUCCAAGUCGGGACGUCCACGGGAAGUCAUUGGGCCAUGAACCCUGGAGCGCGUCCUCCACGGCUCCGUGCGGCAUGAAGCCCCGCAGCCCGACUCGGGACCUGCGCAGUGACACCGAGAAAACAUCUUAACUGGCUCCAAGCUGCUGUUUCAGAGAGAGGGACACUGAGAAAAUAAGACUCAACAAGUGGAGGCCGGUUUAUUCCCACAUGUGGUUGUUUUGUACAAGAAAAAAAAAAAGAUUAAAUACCUACUACUUUUGCGCACUUGUGCAGCGGAGGACAUUUAUUGUUGUUAUUAUCUUUAUUAUUAUUAUUGUUAUGAUAAUGAUCUCCUAUUGGUGAAGCUUAGCUAGAAGCUGUGGUCCUCAACGAAAUAAAUGCGCAUCUGCACUGA
Mugil cephalus (flathead mullet) is the source of this 3892-nucleotide messenger RNA. It is a transcript of the gene cdc16, whose product is annotated as cell division cycle 16 homolog (S. cerevisiae). The coding region runs from base 167 to 2026 and encodes 619 amino acids. Gene Ontology annotation, biological process: cell division. The record is from RefSeq and is a predicted model, not a curated record. Lineage: Eukaryota; Metazoa; Chordata; Actinopteri; Mugiliformes; Mugilidae. The transcript is spliced from 18 exons. Gene Ontology annotation, molecular function: protein binding.